Molecule: messenger RNA, 2992 nt
Organism: Trichechus manatus latirostris (Florida manatee)
Lineage: Eukaryota; Metazoa; Chordata; Mammalia; Sirenia; Trichechidae
Gene: COIL
Product: coilin
Exons: 8
Coding region: 1-1737 (578 amino acids)
Biological process (GO): spliceosomal snRNP assembly
Cellular component (GO): Cajal body
Molecular function (GO): U2 snRNA binding; U1 snRNA binding
Source: RefSeq, a predicted model, not a curated record
AUGGCAGCCCCCGAGACGGUUAGACUACGGCUUCAAUUUGACUACCCGCCGCCAGUCACCCCGGACUGCACUGUCUUCUGGCUUCUUGUCGACUUGAGCAGAUGCCGAGUUGUCACAGAUCUUAUUAGUCUCGUCCGCCAGCGCUUUGGCUUCAGCUCUGGGGCCUUCCUAGGCCUCUACCUGGAUGGGGGGCUCCUGCCCCCCGGCGAGAGCGCGCGCCUGGUGCGAGACAACGAUUGCCUCAGAGUUAAAUUAGAAGAGAGUGGAGUUACUGAGAGUUCUCUAAUAGCCAGUAAUGGUGACAGUACUACUGUAUUACCUAGAAAAACAAAGAAGCGGGCAUUUAAGUUGGAGGAGGAUGAAGAAGAUGAACUAGGUUACAAAUAUUCAAGGAAGCAUUGGAAGAAGCAAGAGAACAACAACAAUAAUGAGAAGACCCUGGAUCUGGAACCAAAAGCUGUCAUAGAUCAGAACGUGAGGAAAAAAAACAAGAGGAAAAACAAAGCAACAUGUGAAGUAGAGGGUGAUGAUGCAGAAGAGACCAGAAGAAAAUCACCAAAGAAAAAGGAGAAAGGUGAAUGUAAAAGACAGAUAAAGAAUCCCAAGCCUCCUAAAGCACAGACAGUGAAAGAGUGGACCGUCCAGAACUGUAGUCCUCCAAAAGGUUCGCCUGGUAGAAACAGCCUUGUUAAAGCCAAAAAGAAAGGUGGGAUAGGCAUUUGUACAAAAGAUAGCCCUAGUUCCUCCUCAGAGUCUGAGUCUUCUCACGAGUCAACCAGUGAUGGUCUCAGCAAUGUUGUUUUAGAGGUCAGAAAGUCCUCAGAGAAAGUAUCAACUGAGUUAUCAAAGGAAGGACCCUCUGCGAAAAACACAACUACAAACAAACUGCUUACAAAAACUAGCUUCAGUCUUUCCCCCAUCAAGGGCAAGGCAGCGAAAACAUCAUCUUCUAGUUCAGACUCCAGUUCAGAGUCAGAUGACCAGAGCACAAUGUCACAGAGACCCGCGGAGCGUGCUGCAGGUUGCUUAAAGACAGUGGGCCUCUUAGCAGGAAGAGGUUUUCCAGGGCCAGGGUCAUCGGCACAGACUCCAAGUGCUACUGGAUGGAAGCAUUCUGAUUCAAAUGGUGGCAGACAAGCUCCUGGUCCUCCUCCCAACUUGUCUCUCCCCACCAGUGUGGGAAGAGGAUUGGGUAGAGGAGAGGACCUUCUUUCUUGGAAAGGAGCUAGGGGUCGGGGAAUGCGAGGGAGAGGGAGAGGGCGAGGGCAAACCAUUCCCUGUGUUUUAAAUAGAAACAAUGAAUAUCAGAAGCAGCAGCAAUUAAAUGAAGUGAUAACAAACUCAUCUACUGUUAUCCAGAAUCCCGUAGAGAUACACAAGAAGGACUAUAGUAUGUUACCACAGUUAGCAGCUGCCCCUCAAGUUGGAGAAAAGAUUGCAUUUAAGCUUUUGGAACUAACAUCUGAUUACUCUCCUGAUGUCUCUGAUUAUAAGGAAGGAAAAAUAUUAAGCCACAAUCCAGAGACCCAGCAAGUUGAUAUAGAAAUCCUUUCAUCUUUACCUGCCGUGAAAGAACCUGGAAAAUUUGAUUUGGUUUAUCACAAUGAAAAUGGAACUGAGGUGGUGGAGUAUGCUGUGACUCAGGAGAAGAGGAUCACUGUGUUUUGGAGAGAAUUGAUUGAUCCAAGACUAAUUGUUGAAUCUGCAAGUAACACAUCAAGCACAGAACUUGCCUGACAACCGUCAGUAGGAGUCUAUAAUACCAAGUACAAGAAAGCGCUGCACAUCUUGUCUCAUGAAGUUAUAUUAAGUAACACUUUUAAAUGUUAAGGCAUGUUACUUGACCUAAUUUUUUUAACAUUUGAAUUGUUCCAUUUAAUGUGGAACAUCUUCUAAAUUUCAAGUAUUUUAUACUUGCAAUUGUCAAGAGUUAAUAGGUGGUUGGAUUUGUUGAAGGCACCAAGUUAAGGAAUCCUGAUCACAUUUUUCUCAACUUUAAAAUUAAGGAUUCUGAGGGCCCUUUGUAGAGCUGUGAAGAUAAUAUUUCGUGUACGUGCCUGAGGAAGAACUGGUGCUCUACUUGGGUGAGAAGGGUGUAUUUACUAUGAGCUUCAGUCCAGGGAAUGUGUUACUUGUCAGAAGAUCCCGAGCACCUGGCUGAGCAUGCUGGAGUCAGGAUCUUGAACAAAAACGUCCUCUUCUGUUCUUAUUCAACACAAAGCUAAAAUGGCUAAAUAUAUACUGUGAAAAUUGCUUUCUUCUAACAAAACAUCAGAUCCCUCCUUCAGCUUUGCAAAUUUUUGAAUAAAAUCAUAUUGAACUAAACUUACAUGCUGAGUCAUCAUGUUUAGUUGAGUAUUGCAAAUCUACUUGUUUUACAAUAAUGCAAGAGAUUCCAAUUUUCUGUAACAAGAAGAUUUGCCUUGACUAAAGCGUUUGAUCUCCAGAGUAUGGGCCAAUGGAGUUCAUCAGAUCCGGGAGGCUUUGGGCCAGUGAAGAUGCUGUCCAGUUUUAAUUUGCAUGACAUUGAUGUGUAUCAGAAUGUGGCUGUAUUGAUUUGUAAUGAGAAGUAUUACUUCAAAAAGAGUGAGAUUGAUGUGAAUGAUGGAUCUUGGCACUGGGGCUCUUGCGUAAAAACCAAAACCAAACCCAUUGCUGUUGAGUCGAUUCCGACUCAUAGUGACCACAUGGGGUUUCCAGGGAGCCACUGGUGGAUUUGAACUGCCAACCUUUUGGUUAGAAGCUGUAGCUCUUAGCACACUCUUUUUCCAGGGUUUGGGAAACAUAUUAAGAUAACUAAUAAACAUUGACUAGAACAAAGGAAGUGUUGACCUCAGUGUGUGUUUUCCUUAAAUGGUAAUCAGCUCAUGAGUCACCUCUUUGCUCUGUAGUGGUGUUUUUCACACUAGAAGGAGAAAGGUCAUAAAAUCAAUUUGGUGGGUCAUGACCAGCUUUUUUAAGAAUGAAAUACAAUAGAAGGAUAGUGCACCAC